CAUGAAUGAAAGUGAAGAUGAGCCCAAAGAUUUCAUCAAACUGAACUGUGAAAAACUCUCUGCAGAUGAAGUGUCAGAGCUGGUGAUUUCUCCAUGCUGCGGGGCUGUCUCUCUGUUCAUAGGUACUACAAGGAAUAACUUUGAAGGGAAAAAGGUGAUUCACUUAGAAUAUGAAGCAUACUCAUCAAUGGCAGAAGCUGAAAUAAAGAAAAUCUGUAGAGAUGUUAGACAGAAAUGGCCUUCCAUCAAACAUAUAGCAGUGCACCAUAGACUUGGUUUAGUUCCAGUAACAGAAGCAAGUGUGAUUGUAGCAGUCUCCUCUCCACACCGAGUGGCAUCUCUUGAGGCUGUGCAAUACUGCAUCAAUACUUUGAAAGCAACUGUUCCAAUUUGGAAAAAGGAGAUUUAUGAGCAGGAAUAUUCUUGGAAAGAAAACAAGGAAUGCUUUUGGGCAGAUGUGGAAAAAUAACUCCAUCUCCAAAGUCACUAUUAAAACUAACCCCUUCAUUCUACAGUGGGCAACCUGCAGCCCAUCAGGGUAAUCAGCUGGCAUGCUGUGAGACAGUAUUUACAUUGACUUUCCACAGGCAUGGCUGCCCUCAUCUCCCAGUGGCCGCAGUUUGCUGUUUCUAGCCACUGGGAGCUGUGGCCAGCAUGUCCCUGGGGCCCAUGCCGUUUCCCGUAGCUCCCAUUGGCCGGGAACAGCAAACUAUGGCCAUUAAGAGCUUGUGCCUGUGGACAUUCAAUGUAAACACUGUCUCAGCCCGCCAGCGGAUUACCCUGACAAGCUGCAGGUUGCCUACUGCUGCUCUACAGUAAAUCUAACUAGUAAAAGCAUAUGCAUUAUAACAAACACUUCUGUCUAAGACAGAAGGUAAUAGAUUAAGUUCCCAAAUAACUUUCAUUUUUUGUAAAAUCACCCAGCUGUGUAACUAGCUAGACUGUUUAAAACCAUUUCCCCAAAAAUUCUUAAUUGAAAGGAGUCUAGUUUUAUAUACUAUAUGCUGCUUUAAUACCUUUAUUCUCACCUUGUGGGUUCACUGCCAGCAUUAGAGAUCACAAUGUGACAAUCAGCUUUGUGGUUUUUAAUCUUAAAAAUAUCCUUAGUUGGCAUUAUGACUGCAAAGUCAACAUAGCGGCUUUAAGAUAUUUUUGACACUUAAGUUGAUUAAACAUUUUUGGUACAUGCAGAGAAAAAUAUAAAUUAUACCCAGAGUUACUAAUGUGACUUGCCAGUAGCUUUGUUUCAUAGAAAUGUUUUUACUGUGUAGCUGAUACUACAGGUUCAUCACAUUAAGGAAAUUUAAAGCUCUUUAUUGGACAUGAGAUCAUACACAACUAAUUUGCAUUAGCAAUAAAACAAACUUAACUGAACCUUAAUAGAUGUAUCGAGGUGACUAGUUUUGAAGCAGCUUUUGCAGCUGUCUUAUUCUAUGGAUUAAAAAAACCCAAUAGUUGUUACAGAUUAAAACAGUGUUAAGUCUCUGACUUGAACUUACAAAUGCAAAAAUAUUUAUUAGUUAGGAAUAAAACUUCUCAUCUUAACUAGUUGUUAAGAGGGCAUUGUCAUCUUGAAACAGUCAAUUUUUAAGAAAAUAGUUCAGUAGAUUUAACAGGAGGAACUAAUUAGUUAAUGGGGCUACUCACAUAAGUAAGGUUGCUCACACGUACAACUUGAUAUUUGUGUAUGUAUUGUAGUAUUGUACAGUAGAGGUCUCAACUGAGAUCAGAGCCCCAGUGUGCUCAGCCCUUACAAACCUAGUGAGUGAUAGCUUCUGCCCCAGAGAAUUUAUAAUCUUAAAUAGAGCAGAGAAGGGGUGGAAAGGAAAAGCAGCACAGGGGUGGAGUGACUUGCCCAAGAUUAUACAUUACAUAACCCCUACUUGUUUCACUGUUUCCUCAGUAGCCCUGGCAACUGCACAAAGCAAAAACAAAGACAAUUUUCUCUCUAAUCUUUCACUCACAGUAAUCUUUGGUGUUAAUUUCAACUAGAGUAAGUUUUAAAACAAAAUCAAAACCCAAAACUUCAAACAAAAGUGUGAUUAAACUGGGUCCUUGUACUGCUUUUUGGUGUACUUCCUACUGAUGGCAGUGGGACAUCCCUGGGAAGAAGAGAAGCCACUCUUUGCAUGUAUGCAUCUAUUAUGGGUGUCUAAUGUGUCUAUCACUUUGGUCCUUCUAUUUAGGUAAGGCAGAGUAAGUUAUGGACUGAAUUUUCCUUGUUUGGCAUGUGCGAGUGAAGAACUAUGCUUUGCUGUAUGGAUUGUUCAGUGCUAUCAGAUCCAUGAAUAAAGAUCACUUCUACAGAGA
Messenger RNA from Caretta caretta (loggerhead turtle), 2310 nucleotides. It is a transcript of the gene MOCS2, whose product is annotated as molybdenum cofactor synthesis 2. Gene Ontology annotation, molecular function: molybdopterin synthase activity. Gene Ontology annotation, biological process: Mo-molybdopterin cofactor biosynthetic process. Gene Ontology annotation, cellular component: cytosol; molybdopterin synthase complex. Lineage: Eukaryota; Metazoa; Chordata; Testudines; Cheloniidae. The record is from RefSeq and is a predicted model, not a curated record.